Molecule: messenger RNA, 1474 nt
Organism: Galeopterus variegatus (Sunda flying lemur)
Lineage: Eukaryota; Metazoa; Chordata; Mammalia; Dermoptera; Cynocephalidae
Product: protein FAM185A-like
Exons: 3
Source: RefSeq, a predicted model, not a curated record
AUUCAUCCUCUGGAUGUCUAAAAGCCUCAACUCAUCAGGGUGCCAUAGAUGUUUAUGUCAGCCAACUGGGGAAAGUGGAAUUGAAAUCCCUUAAAGGCUCUGUUAUUGUCAAAGUCCCGUCUUCUCUUCAAGCUCAUUUACAGUUAUCAGGGAAAGCGGUUGAUGUUGACUCAGAAGUUCAUAUUCAGGAAAUGGCUAAAGCUCAUAAAGAUCAUGGUAUAACAAUUACUGGACUCAUGAAUCAAGCAAGCAAACAUGAAAAAUGGAUUAAGGCUGAUGCCCCAGAAGGCACUGUAAGUUUUAGAAGUCAGAGCUGGUUUCAGUCCCUGAAACUGCGGGACUAAGAAUGAUUUGAGUUGUAUUUAUGAUUUUUAACAACGAUUACCAGAUCUGUGACUACAAAACUGAAAAUACCACUGUUCAUAUAAAUGUUGAAAUCAACAAAUUGGGAAUGAACACUGAUGAGUUGUCUUAGAAUGGCUUUUUCAGAAUUUGUACUUAGCUAUUUGUUUUCUAUUGCUCUGUAACAAAUGGCAAACAAACUUUGUAGCUUAAAAUAAUACCCAUUUAUCAGCUCACAUUUGUGUAGGUCAAGAGCCCAGCAUGGCUAGGUUCUCUGCUCAAGAUAUCACAAGGUUGGAAUCAAGGUGUUGACUAGGCUGCGUUCUCACCUGGAGACUCUGAGGAGAAAUCUACUUUCAAGUUUAUUCAAAUUAUUAGCAAAAUCCAGUUCCUUGAGACUACAUAACUGAGGUCUCCAUUUUCUUGGAGUGAUUGUUCACAGCCAGCAUUCACUCUAAGCUCCUGGAAGCCACCAAAUCUCUUCUCAUGUGGCCCCAUACAUCUUCAAGCCAGCAAUGAUGCACUGAGUCCUUCUCAUGCUUUGAAUAUCUGACUUCUGCAACCUGUGCUUUUAAGGGCUCACUUGAUUAGAUAAGGCCCACCAAGGAUAAUCUUUGUCUUGCCAUAUAAUGUAACAUAAUCAUGAGAAUGAUACCUCAUCAUAUUUACAGUUUCCACUCCCACUCAAGGGGAGGAGAUUAUACAAAGGCAUCAGUUAUGGGGGGCAGUUAUCUUAGAAUUCUUUGUACUGUAGUUCUCAUGUGACAGGUUUUCUACUUAGUACCUUUUAAGGCAUCAAUGUAAAUUUAAACUGUGAAUAAAAAACAUAUCAUAAACGUAAAGCAGUUGCUACCAGUUCUUAAUAUCUUUCAUGUAAUUUAAGACAUACUUCUGUGGGGGGAAGAGCAUUCAGCUAUUUUAUAGCCUGAUGUAUGAAGACAGAUUUUCACUUGUAUAAGGUGUACUGUGUAAAAUUAUUUUAUGAAUCCCAUUUCUUUCAAACCUUACUCAUCUACUACUGGAACAUUUAAGUUACACAACAUUGAAGAAACCUGUCCAUUGGAUUAUAUUUUUUACGAUUAAGAUAAAUUAAUUCUUAAACACUGAUUUUUAAUAAACCUUUUCAAAUAUG